AACUGAGAAAAUAAUGCACAGCCAUGGAUCCCAGUGAUGUAUGAUUCAUAUUGGGAAUAUCAAAUGUUCUGUCUUUGCUACACACACACAUGCAGAGGAGGCAUACUAUUUGCAAUAUGUUACAGGAUUACAAAAGCAACUGACCUCUUAGCAUAUUUGAAGCUUAGCUGCGUUUGGUUAGCAAUUGUAUUCACCAAUUAUAAAAGGGGUGGGUAUUGCUUGAAUAUAGUCUGCCAAAAUAGCACACUCUUUGGGGGCUGGGAUCCAAGGGGGAGUGUGUGUUGUCUCUGUGUGAAAGAGUUCUGUCCCCAGUGUCAUGAGAGUUUAGUUCCAUACACUCUCAAAAUGACGAAGGGAACACUGCUCCACAUUUUGUUGCUUUGUGUUUUCUGUAGCUGUUGUGCCCAGAUGUUCAACCGCCGAGUGCUGAUGCGACCGGGUUCAUGGGGUCGCCACCGAUUAGAAUAUAUGGACCUUGAUGAUUAUUUUGGUCUUCAUGAUGAAAGAAAUCCGAAGGACCACACCAGUCUGGAACCAAGGUUCAUCCUCCUAGCCCCUAACAUUCUGAGAACAGACAGUGAGGAGUCUAUCUAUUUAGAGUCCCAUGGCCUCAACAGCCCUGUAACCGUCACCAUAACAGUCCAUAACUUCCCGGGGGGGGGGACUAAGCUCCUGCAGGACACUGUCACACUCGGCCCGGCGAACAGCUACCACACCCUCAAGAUCAUAAAGCUCCCUUCAGAGCAUCUGGACAAGGGGAACGAGGAGUCCUCCAGGAACCAGUAUGUGAAUGUGAAAGCAGAGUUUGGGGGCUACCACGUAGCUGAACAGGUUGUCAUGGUCUCCUUCCACUCUGGAUACAUCAUCCAGACAGACAAGCCCCUCUACAAACCUGGAGACACUGUACUAUGCAGGGCCUUUGUGUCUAACCUCACCUUCCAGGCCUCAACAGCUCCAUCACCAUUGAAUUCCAGAAAUGUGCGAUUUAAGGUGUGUGUGUGUGUGUGUCAGAAUUCAGACGGCGUCGUAGUGAAACAGAUCUCCAGGACCAGAGCCAAGAAUGGAAUCUUUGCUGAUACUCACGUUCUACCUGACAUAGUCAAUGAGGGAACGUGGAGAUCAUUGCAAAAUUUGAACAACUGGCAACCGAACAAAUUCAGUAGUGAGUUUGAGGUGAAGAAAUACGUGCUGCCUGCUUUCAAUGUCACACUGACUCCCAAGAAACCCUUCCUCAGUCUGGAUGAUACUGAGCUGGUGGUGGAGAUCACAGCCAGAUACCUGUAUGGCGAAGAUGUCCAGGGAACGGCCUACGUGAUGUUUGGUGAGGUGAACAAGGAGAAGAGGAGGUUACCAUCGGUCAAGCAGGUCACCAAUCUGCAGCAAGGCACCGCUACAUUGACCAUGGCGGAGAUCAGGAAGGCCUACCCCGACCUCCGCUCCCUGGUUGGAAGCUCUAUUUACGUCAAGGCCUCAGUGCUGACCAAAUCAGGCAGUGACCUGGUGGAGGCAGAGAAGGUCUGGUUGAGUUUUCCAGGAUGUUCCCCGGCUCAUAACGUCCCAGUCCAGGUGAGCCUCCUGGCCAACCCAAUCACCAGCCACCUUGGCACCAUCAGGACCGCCAUCAACAUGCCUGCUGAGCUAGGCCCUCAGAUCAUCACUCUGGUGUUGAACAAGGGCAAAAUCAUCGUUGCCAAGAGACUAGAGGUCGGAGGUCAGGACAUGACCAACGUUCUGUUGACCAUUACCACGGAGAUGAUGCCCUCAUUUCGCGUUGUGGCAUUCUACAUGCUGCCGUGGGCGGGGACUUCGGAGGUGGUGGCUGAUUCUGUGUGGGUGGAUGUGGAGGAUGCCUGUGUUGGGGCGUUGAGUGUUGGUCCAGCUGGCUCCAGGCCCYCAGAGUAUUACCACCCAGGGARAGGGUUCAACUUCCAGGUGAGAGGAGACCCAGGAGCCAUGGUCAGUCUGGUGGUGGUGGACAACGCUGUGUUCCUGCUCAACAGACAGAGGCUCACACAGAGGAAGAUCUGGCAGGUGGUGGAGGGGGGGGACAUAGGCUGUACCCACGGUGGGGGCAGCAACAGCAUGGGUGUCUUCACUGACGCUGGACUACUGUUUUACUCCAACACUGGUGGAGCCACCUCUUCUAGACAAGGCAUGCAGUGCCCAGGGAGGUCCAGAAGGAGGCGCUCUGCUGAGAUGUUGCAACGCAGAACUCAACUGGAGAACCACUACAGAGAGAAGCUGUUGCGUCAGUGUUGUAAGGAUGGCCUGAGAGAGAUCCCCAUGYCUUACUCCUGCACCCGGCGCUCCCUCUACAUCACUGAGGGAUGGGAAUGCAUCAAGGCCUUCAGGUACUGCUGCUCCAAGUACAGGGGAGAGGAGUUUGACACCAGACUACCCYCUACCACCACCAUACCCCCUACCACCACCAUACCCCCUACCACCACAGCUCUACUCAGGCUGACCCUGGACAGACCCAUUUUUACCAAGCUACAUAGCAGAAACUUUGCAGAUUUUGGGAUUUCAAGAGGUUGGCAACGCUGCAUGUGGAUUCCGUCUUCCCAGACACUAUCACCCAGUGGGGAGUACUAGCCAUCAGCUCCUCACCUGUCACAGGUUUCUGCGUAGCCGAGCCGUGGAAUGUGCGUACGUGGAAGCGUUUCUUCGUGGACCUGAAGCUGCCGUACUCAGUGGCGAGGAACGAAUACGUGGAGAUCAAAGCUGUGCUCCAUAACUAUGGCGAUGAGGACAUGGAGGUUAAGGUGGUGCUACUGAAGACAGAGGACAUGUGCAGUGUGGCGUUCAAUGAGAAACACACCCAGGAGGUGACGUUGAAGGGCUCAUCCCUGGUUGUUCCCUACACCAUCAUACCGCUCAAGGCCGGAGAGAUGCUACUGGAGGUCCUUGCCAUGGCCAAAGGGUUUAUGGGUAGCGACGGGGUCAAGAAGACGCUACGCGUGGUGGUGGAAGGAGUGCAGAAGACUAAAGUGCAGAGUUUUGUAUUGAAUCCUUCUGCCACAGGGAGGUCACGGCAGGUAGUGGAGGUGGACAAAGUGGAGCUGGGCUCCCUGGUUCCAAACUCUCAACCAGAGACAUUCAUCAACAUCAGGGGUAACCUGUUGGCUGACACCAUAGACAACAGUAUCAGCAGUGACUCUCUGGCCUCUUUGAUCCGUAUGCCUGGUGGCUGUGUGGAACAGAACCUAGCCAGCAUCACCCUGCCUCUUAUAGCCACUGUCUACCUGGACCGCUCCAACGACUGGGAGACUGUAGGGGUGCAACGCAGGGUGGAGGCCAUCAACUACAUACAGAAAGGCUACCAGAAGCAGCUGGUGUAUAAGAAGAAAGAUGACUCUUACCCCCCCUACAGGAAUGAAGGCACAAGCACAUGGAUCACUGCGUAUGUAGGUGAGGUGUUCUCUAUGGCUCUCAACUGGCAGGAGUGAGUGACAGGAUGUGUGUGUCCUCUCCUCUACCUGCUCAACAACAAACAGCAGAUCACUGGAUCUUUCAGAGAGGACAACCCUGUCUAUACUACUAUGACAGGUGGGGUACAAGGUGCAGAGUCUCAGUCCACUUUGACAGCCUUUGUCCUGAUAGCCAUGACUGAAGCCACCAAGCAUACAGAACUCAACUGCAAAGGAGCUGGUCACACCAUCAAGAAUGGGAUCCAGAAUGCUGCCAACUAUCUGAGGAGCACGUAUGGUAUUCUGAAGAGACCCUACUCUCUGGCCAUCUCUGCCUACGCUCUGUCUCUGGUUGACGAGACAUCUUCACUGUUCUUAAAAACCCUGCUACUCAAAGCUGCCUCUCCAGACGGUACCCAUUGGCCAGACAGUGAGAACCGCCUCUUCACUCUGGAGGCGACGGGCUACGCCCUGCUAGCCCUGGUGAAGAGUAGUCACAUGACUGAAGCCGCCGCACCUUUCGAGUGGCUCAACGAACAGCGCCGCAGGGGCGGGGGCUACGGAUCCACCCAGCCCACCAUGGUUGUUCUGCAGGGUCUGUCUGAGUACCUGAUAAAGAAACCUCCUCCCAAUGACCUGAGUCUCCAGGUGGACCUGAGCAUCCAGGGCCGCAGCGACCAGCGCUUCCACUUCGACCCCAGGACCUCCUACGUGGCACGCUCCUCCAGGGCUCCUAUAGACCAGGGAUUCAGAGUGGAGGCCAAAGGGAAGGGGCAAGGUAUACUAGAGGUGGUGACCUACUACAACGAGCUCCCUGAGGUGCAUGAGAAGAGCAGCUGCAAGAACUUUGAUUUGGACGUGACCAUCGCAGAAUCUAGUGAAAAGCCUCCACCAGAUGCAGAGAAGUCCUACAGGAUCACUAUUAACGUCAGGGCUGUGGGACCAAGGGAGGUCAGGAUGGUUGUUCUGGACAUCAGUCUUCCUACAGGGUUCGUCCCAGAGAAUGAAGACCUGGAGAUGCUGACCAACUCAGCCCGUUACAUCAACAACUUCCAGAUAGUGGACAACCUGAGUGACAGAGGCUCCUCUAUCAUCCACCUCUUCAAGGUGUCCAACAAGGAGACUGAGACCAUCAUCUUCCGACUGCAGCAGACAUUCAAAGUGGGACUCCUCCAACCUUCAUCUAUUACUGUCUACAAGUACUACAACCCAGACCACCGCUGCAGUCGCUUCUACAGCCCCAAAGAGGACAAGGACGAACUCACACAGAUCUGCAGGAACAAUAUAUGUCGCUGUACACAGGGUGAUUGCUGUGUGUCUAAGUCCCUAACCGAUCAAGUCCCCUAUGGAGCACGAGAGGACCAUGCAUGUAAAGGAUUAUACCACGUGUACAAGGCCAAGGUCCUGAGUGUCAGCCAGAGUCAGUACGACAGAUACGAGAUGAAGAUCACACAGGUUAUAAAAAUAGGAGUGGAGGAGGAGGUCAGUGUGGGUGACACUAGGGUCUUCCUGUCACAUGCUGGCUGUAGAGGAGGUCUGGACCUGAAGGAGGGUACAGACUACCUCAUCAUGGGUACAAAAACUGACCUCUGGUACAAGGACAGCUCCACCAACAGUGCCACAUACAUGCUGGGCAAGGAUACCUGGGUAGAGCGUUGGCCCACCUCAACAGAGUGUGUUAGUGAUGCCAAACUCAUGGCCAGGUGCACAGAGCUGGACAACUUCAGCAAGGACCUCUCAGAGAAGGGAUGUCGGUUUAAAUAGCCUCACUCACUCAUUCACUCACCCUCGCAGCCUAUCAGCUGCCAUGUAGCUUUACACCUCUGGAUGCACUGGUUAGCAGAAACUGUCA
Molecule: messenger RNA, 5259 nt
Organism: Salvelinus sp. IW2-2015
Lineage: Eukaryota; Metazoa; Chordata; Actinopteri; Salmoniformes; Salmonidae
Source: RefSeq, a predicted model, not a curated record